AUGUUAAACAAAGUGCUACAAUUGUUACCACCGGGUUAUAAGUUUCUACCAACUGAUGUUGAGUUAAUCAAAUACUAUUUACAACCAAAGAUUGCUAAUCAUCAUAUUAUUGCUGGUCCAAUUUAUGACGUGGAUGUUUAUCAAAAUUCGCCUAAUAAUCUUUAUGCCAUGUAUAAACGUGAAGGAGAGCAACAUACAUAUUUCUUCACUAAAAGAAAUAGGAAAUAUCCAAAAGGAGAACGUCCAGAUCGUGGUGUUAGAGGUUUUGGUUUCUGGAAAGCUACUGGAAUUGAUCAUCCAAUAAAUGACAAUGGCACUAUAAUUGGAUUUAAAAAGACUUUGGUAUUUUAUAGAGGAAAUCCUAAAGGUGGUGACAAAACUAAUUGGAUUAUGCAAGAGUACACCAUAAAUAUUGAGAAUAUUGAGAGCACAAGUACAACUCCUACUUCUCAGUUGAAUAAUUGGGUGAUUUGCAAGAUUUACGAGCAUAAGCGUGGAGAUGCAAUUGGAAAUGCUAAAAAAAGGAAGCAUGAAAACGAAAAUCUCGAAGGUGAAAAUAUGGAAGAAGUCAUUCCUACUCCAAAUUUAUCUCCAUCUACUCCUCUCACUCCUACCGCCACUUCUCCUCCUCUGUCUCCAUCUACUCCUCCCACUCCUACCGCCACUUCUCCUCCUCCGCCCUUGCUUCCGGAAAUGUCUUCUGAUGAUAUUGACAUGGCUAAUUUUCAAAAUUGCGAUUAUGAUAUAUCUUCAAUUUUAAACUUUGAUCAAAAUUUAGAAAAUGAAAUGUUUGAUAUAGACCAAUUGUUGGAUAGUUAA
This is a messenger RNA of Cicer arietinum (chickpea), 819 nucleotides long. Its product is annotated as NAC transcription factor 32-like. NCBI's taxonomy places the organism in Eukaryota, Viridiplantae, Streptophyta, Magnoliopsida, Fabales, Fabaceae. Gene Ontology annotation, biological process: regulation of DNA-templated transcription. The record is from RefSeq and is a predicted model, not a curated record. Gene Ontology annotation, molecular function: DNA binding.